GGGGUGUGCAAAAAGUUAGAGGUGAAGCGGAGCCUGCCUGGGCUCCCUGUCCGGGCGACGCAAAAAGGGGAUGGGUUCGUCACGAGGACUUCCCGGAAGGUCACCCAUUCCGGUACUAGGUAUUCUCGCCCACAGGCGUUUAGCUUCGGAGGUCUGAUGGGAUCCGGCGCAAUAGCCUAGGUAUGAACGAACCACGCCUUGGAAGUUGGAGCUUGCAUGGCCACUGCAGCCUCAGGAGGCCAGUGGAGGCUGGAGCACUAAGACUUACAGGGUCCUAGGCGCUUCAGCUUGGAUUUAUCAGGUAUCAGCUUCAAAACGCCCCAGCCUUCUUGAAAGCAGUCUAGACCAUGUAACACGCGACAGCAUUGCCCUAGCGUUGGCUGCUCCGCCCAAAAUGGGUGAUAUUUUGGACCCAGACUUCAACGAGGUGGCGUUUGGGGAUGACAGCAAGCACACGUGGCAUGCUACGCCCGUGCUUGAUCCGGGCCUUUCGCACUACCACUUUGGGCCAUUCCCUGAGAUCGAGGCGCCACUCUUGCAAGGCGAAGUCCAGGAUGUGCACUUUCCAAACCUCGAGGAGCGCCCCGACUUGCCUCAGGAGGGGGCCGGAGACCCAAUGAGCCGGCGCGACGAGCGGGGGGUCCAGUUCGACAUGGUCGAUUCGAUCAUUCGAAUUACGCUGUACAAAGCGCUGGUUCCUAUAGUCCAGCUGGCGUUCGUCGGAAGACUUGGGGUGACGGCCCUCGCGGGGGCGUCGGUCGCGAUGAGCGUCGCGAACCUGACGGGGUUUCUGACGAUGGCGGGGUUUGCAGGCACGAUGGAGCGCAUGGCCAUCCAAUCGUUCGGCCACGGGGGCGGGAAGCUAGUCGCUCUUGGGACGGUCGCCCAAAAGACGUGCUUCCUUUCUCUCCUCGCGUGCAUUCCGGUCGGCUUCCUGUGGCUCCACGCGGAACGGCCGCUGUCGUUCCUCGUGAGAGAUCCGGGAGUGGCGGAAGGUGCGGCGGUGUAUCUGAAAUGGCUGGUGCUUGCGCUGGUCGCGUCGGCGGGGUUGUAUCCGGCCACGCAAUACCUCCGGAUACAGAACGUCAACUUCCCCCUCGGCAUGGCCUCCUUCCUAACGCUCCUCUUCUACGUCCCCGCCAACUGUGUCCUCGUCCACUACUUCGACCUGGGCCUGCAAGGCGCCGCCGCCGCGCUCUCUUCCGCCCGCGCUGCUCCGGCAAACGUGGUCGGGGUGGUCCCCCGAGGCCCUCCGCGGCUGGCGCCAGUUCUGGGCAUGACCGUGUGGAACACGGUUCCGGUCGGGCUUGACUGGUUUGCGCACGAGCUGCUGUUACUGCUCCCCUGCGCGCUGCCCGACCUCGCGCAUCAAGUGGCGGCCAGCGCCGUCUGGUUCCAGACGGUCAAGCUGUGUGUCGUGCUGCCAAGAAUCCUGAGCACUUCUCUCACUGUCCGGCUGACAAACGAGCUCGCCGCCCAAAAGCCCGGCCGCGCGCGCCUCGCCUGCAACACCGCCGUCGCGUCAACCUUCCUCUACGGACUCAUUCUCCUGAUCCUCCUACUUUCAAUACACGGACACUGGGGAAAGCUGUUCAUCCCGUAUCAAACGGACGGCCCCGGACACGAUUCGGACGCAAUGGGGGCCAAAUCGUACGGCUCCGGACGCGGUUCGGACGCCAUCGGACGGCUGCUGGACGAGGUGGCGCCGUACGCGGCGGUGCUGCAGUUCUUUGAGAGUUUGCAGAUUGUGCUGCAAGGUUUCUUGAAGGGCACCGGACAGGAGCUCGCGGGGCGGACCAUCGACCUCCUCUCUAAGUAUGCCGCCGGCGUGCCGAUUAUGCUCGUGCUGACGUAUUUCGGAUUCGGACUAAAGGGCAUUUGGCUCGGAACCAUCUUAGGACAAGCCGGCCAAGUCGCCUUCCUCUACUUCGUAAUGCUCAUGACCGACUGGAGCUACGAGGUCGAAAAGACUGCAGAGAUCAUCCAGAAGAGCUGAUUGCAAGAAUGAGCUCCCCGUAGGCAAUCAGAGUGGGCGGCAAAUUGCUCGCCCACAGAAAACGUCCGUUAAGAAGGGUGUCACGCAUCAAAAGAACCAGCAUAUAAGAGCAUGUCCGCUUCUGCUUCUGAGUUUGAGCAUGCGUGAAAGCUGCUGAUAAGACGAUCAAUGUCGAAAGAUGCUUCGCUUAGUGUGCGUUUAAAGCAGCGGUAUUUCAACUUUCAAUGUUGGAUCUGUAGAUAAGCCUGUAGCAUUGAGAAUUGGUCAAAGCCCCAGUACGCUUUUCCC
Messenger RNA from Klebsormidium nitens, 2284 nucleotides. NCBI's taxonomy places the organism in Eukaryota, Viridiplantae, Streptophyta, Klebsormidiophyceae, Klebsormidiales, Klebsormidiaceae. The record is from the annotation of a GenBank genome assembly.